This is a messenger RNA of Ipomoea triloba (trilobed morning glory), 2615 nucleotides long. RefSeq names its product chloride channel protein CLC-e. The record is from RefSeq and is a predicted model, not a curated record. The coding region runs from base 46 to 2334 and encodes 762 amino acids. Gene Ontology annotation, molecular function: voltage-gated chloride channel activity. The transcript has 7 exons. NCBI's taxonomy places the organism in Eukaryota, Viridiplantae, Streptophyta, Magnoliopsida, Solanales, Convolvulaceae. Gene Ontology annotation, biological process: chloride transport; transmembrane transport. Gene Ontology annotation, cellular component: chloroplast thylakoid membrane.
UCGUACAAAGAGCAACCAGUUACCAGUCUGCCACAGAUAAGAAGUAUGGGAGCACUCCGAACGUGUGGUGGAGGGAGUGCCCCACCUCAUCCUACCUCACAUCUCAAGUCCUCCAUAGUUCCUCGCCAAAUCUAUGUGUCUUUCUGCAAUGGAGUCUCUCAUCCCAUUCCUCCAUUCAGCUACGGACCAGUGUAUGCAUACUGUCGUACGGUAUCUUAUUCCCGGCUCCGGCUCCGGCUCCGAGCUUCUGGCCCCGGACAUUUUGGCGGUAGCGAUGAUCAAAAUCCUACAAAACCACAGACAAUGCUAGAAGGCGAAGCGGAGAAGUUUGAUCAUCGGAAAGGCUCUGUUGCCAUGCUAGAGAGCAUGAUCACAGAAGGAAACAUCGCUAUAAUUUCGGCCUGCUUUGUCGGUCUUUUUACCGGUAUCUGCGUUGUACUCUUCAAUAUUGCGGUGCAUGAAAUACGUGACUUUUGUUGGGAUGGCAUUGCAGAUCAGGGUGCCUCAUGGUUACGAGAGGAGCCCAAAGAGGUAAUUUGGGGACGUGUAAUCUUAGUGCCAGCUUGUGGGGGUUUGGUAGUCAGCUUAUUAAAUUUUCUGCGAACCACACUAGAUGUAUCCAUUAAAGGAGAUUCAAGAUCACAAGUUAAGUCUUUAGUGCAAUCAUUUUUAAAGACAGUGGCUGCUUGUGUCACACUAGGAACGGGGAAUUCAUUAGGACCUGAAGGUCCAAGUGUUGAGAUUGGUAACUCCAUUGCAAAGGGAGUUGGUCCUUUCUUUGACAAAGGUGCUCAAAGAAAGCUGUCACUUCGGGCUGCCGGAUCUGCUGCUGGAAUAUCUUCUGGUUUCAAUGCUGCUGUGGCGGGUUGUUUUUUUGCUGUAGAAUCAGUUUUGUGGCCCUCACCGUCAGAAUCAUCAUUAUCAUUAACAAAUACAACCUCAAUGGUCAUUCUCAGUGCUGUGCUAGCUUCUGUAGUGUCAGAAAUAGGCUUAGGGUCUGAACCUGCCUUUUCAAUCCCUGAUUAUGAUUUUCAUUCUCCAACUGAGUUACCGCUUUAUCUUUUGCUUGGUGUUCUCUGUGGAUUGGUUUCAGUGGCAUUAUCUAGGUGCACAUCUCUUAUGUUGCUUGCAGUCAACAAUAUCCAACAGACCAUUGACCCACCAAAAUCAGUUUUCCCUAUUGUGGGUGGGUUUUCUGUUGGGCUUAUAGCAUUGGCAUAUCCCGAAAUUCUUUACUGGGGUUUUCAGAAUGUUGACAUUUUGUUAGAAUCUCGCCCAUUAGUCAAAAGUCUUUCCACCGAUUUGUUGCUGCAGCUGGUGGUUGUCAAAAUAGUAGCAACUUCAUUAUGCCGAGCCACUGGAUUGGUUGGAGGCUACUAUGCACCUUCGCUCUUUAUUGGUGCUGCUACAGGAAUGGCAUAUGCUAAAAUUCUUGGCUUCAUCUCUCAAGCUAAUCCCAUCUUACAUAUCUCCUUGGAUGUUGCUUCACCGCAAUCAUAUGGCCUGGUUGGCAUGGCUGCUACUCUUGCCGGUGUAUGCCAGGUGCCUCUUACUGCAGUUCUGCUACUCUUUGAACUGACACAGGAUUAUCGGAUAGUUUUGCCCCUUUUAGGAGCAGUGGGGAUGUCAUCUUGGAUUACAUCUGGCCAGAUUACAAGAAUGACAAAGGAGGAUGUCAAGGAAAUGAAAGACGACAAACCCUAUACAGCCCAACCACAGGAAACACCUUCAGUCCCGCCAAUUCCUUCCUUUACUGGCCCUGCUCGUGUAGAACAAUCAAGAGAAAGUGACCUUUGUGAACUUGAGAGUUCGCUCUGCCUAAAUGAAUAUGAUGAUGAUAUAGGUGAAUGGGCAACGAAGAUCCUUGUUUCACAGGCCAUGAGAACGGACUACAUAACUGUUCUAAUGAGCACUUUGCUUAUGGAGGUUGUGUCUCUCAUGUUAGCUGAGAAGCAAUCCUGCGCUCUAAUCGUUGAUGACAAUAAUUUUCUUCUUGGUCUGUUGACACUUGAUGAUAUCCAGCAAUAUGGGAAAGCGCAAAGAUCAAAAACUAAAAGACACGAGGAUCUUAUAGUCUCUCAACUCUGUUCUUCUACCGAGAAUGGGUGUCGGGUGUUGUGGACUGUAACACCAAAUACAAGCCUCCUUUCUGCUCAAACUCUGAUGGACAGGCAUGGUUUCAAUCAGCUACCUGUUAUUCUAGAGCAUGUGGAGGAUAAGGGUGGUCAUCCUGUUGGCAUUUUAGACAGAGAAUGCAUUGUUCUUGCUUGCAGUGCAUUAGAAGCCAGAGAAUGCCUUUGCUCGUCCCCCACACCAGAAAUGCAGAAAUAUUGAUUGCUAUCUUAAUGCUAUGAGACCAUUGAAGUUGUGGGAAUCUUUUAUAAACCUCCCAAUAAAAAAGGUAAGACUUCUGGCUAUCAUUAUAGUUACUGUCGUUUUGUAUAUUCGCUGUAGUCAUUCUAAAUUGAUAGUUUUAGAUGAAUGUAAAUAGGACAUACAUGUAAAGAGAGAAUGAACUAAAGUGAAUAUGUUUUAACUAAAUAUGUUUAACAUGACUAACGACAAUUGUAGUAUAACCAAUUAUUAAAGUGUUACACUUUGUGCUUCUAUGUUUA